UUUCAGUCACCAUCCAAUUGGGUUUUAUCUAUUGAGGACUAGAGAGAACAGGGGACAGGAAAUAGAGGAGAGAGAAAACAUAACAGGGGAGAUCUAUGGGUGCCUUUGAGAACAUCAUAAAACAACUAACUUUCACUUUCUUUGUGUUGUUUUAUUACUGUAGCAGUUCUUACUGUGUUUUCCACGAGGACCCACUUCCUGAUUGUUUAGAGGAAGACCCUGGCUAUGACACAAGUGCUUAUCCUGUCUACUAUGGAGCAAUUCUAGAGAGAGAAAGUGAGUCUAAGUUUGAUUCAGAGAACUUUGGUUAUGAACCAGAGUUUUUCACCACAGAGAGGUAUGAUCGUGUAGGUAGUCCUGAGGCUUCUCUUAAAGUGGUUAGCGUCGAUGAUUUCGGAGCUAAAGGCGACGGCACAGACGAUACGCAGGCAUUUGCAGAGGCAUGGAAGGAAGCUUGUUCAUCUGCACCUGGAAUUUUGGAGGUACCACAAGGAAAUACAUACCUUGUAAAGCCGAUAAGUUUUUCAGGCCCUUGCAAAUCUGCCAUGACUGUAAAAAUAUCAGGGACCAUAGAAGCUCCAUCUGACCGGGACUUAUGGAUAAAAAAUGGCUCGAGGCAUUGGCUUCUCUUUAGCCAUGUCAAUAAUCUCAGUGUGGAAGGUGGAGGAACCAUCAACGGAAAUGGAGAAAUUUGGUGGGAAAAUUCUUGCAAAAUCGAUAAAUCAAAGCCGUGCAUUUCGGGACCAACGGCCCUAACCUUUGAAUCUUGCGAGAACCUGAUAGUGCAAGAGCUGAGGAUCAAAGAUAGCCAGCAAAUGCACCUUACAUUCCAAAAAUGUGUGAAUGUAAUGGCUUCCAAUCUCAUGGUCCAAGCACCAGAGCACAGCCCAAACACAGAUGGAAUCCAUGUUACAGGCUCUAAAAAUGUAGUGAUUCAAAACUCCACCAUUGGCACAGGGGAUGACUGCAUAUCAAUUGUGAGUGGGUCUCAGAAUAUCAAAGCUGUUGACAUAAACUGCGGACCAGGACAUGGAAUCAGCAUUGGGAGCUUAGGAGCUGGGAAUUCAGAAGCCCAUGUAUCAGCCAUAACAGUAGAUCGAGCCAAUCUCCAUGGAACCACCAAUGGUCUCAGGAUCAAAACUUGGCAGGGAGGCUCUGGUAAUGCCAAGAACAUCAUUUUUCAGAAUGUAGCAAUGCACAAUGUAUCAAACCCAAUAAUCAUAGAUCAAAAUUACUGUGAUUCCAAAAAACCGUGCCCUGAACAGGCAUCCGCAGUUCAAAUUAGCAAUGUAAUUUAUCGAAAUGUGAAGGGGACCAGUGCUACAAAACUGGCCAUGAAAUUCAAUUGUAGCAGAAGCUAUCCAUGUGAGAGAAUUUUGGUACAAGAUAUCAAUCUGUUAAUGGAGUCCAGUGAACCAGCAACAAGUUACUGUAGGAAUGUGCAUGGGAUUACCAAUGGGAAAAUUAUCCCACCAGCAUGUCUCUAAAAGAGAUUGGGGGUUUAUAGAGAGAAAUGCACUAUACUCUUCAUUGGUUUGGGUUUGGAGAGGAUAUGUAAUUGUAAUUGCUUGGGCAUGGAUAAUAACAAUGUUGAAAGCAUACACUGAUUUAAUAUUAAUAAAAUAAAAUUGGGUUCUUUAUUA
Messenger RNA from Amborella trichopoda, 1643 nucleotides. It is a transcript of the gene QRT2, whose product is annotated as Pectin lyase-like superfamily protein. Gene Ontology annotation, molecular function: polygalacturonase activity. Gene Ontology annotation, biological process: carbohydrate metabolic process. NCBI's taxonomy places the organism in Eukaryota, Viridiplantae, Streptophyta, Magnoliopsida, Amborellales, Amborellaceae. The record is from RefSeq and is a predicted model, not a curated record.